Messenger RNA from Aspergillus ruber CBS 135680, 495 nucleotides. RefSeq names its product 2,4'-dihydroxyacetophenone dioxygenase family protein. Bases 1 to 495 code for a protein of 164 amino acids. The transcript has 2 exons. Lineage: Eukaryota; Fungi; Ascomycota; Eurotiomycetes; Eurotiales; Aspergillaceae. The record is from RefSeq and is a predicted model, not a curated record.
AUGUCCCAGACAACUCGAGCUCCAAGCUCACCCCUCGAAAAAACCGAGCUUAACCUCGCAGACAACUACAGCUCCCCAGACGUCUACAUCAAUGGCGAACAUGGCACCCUCUGGCACCCCUGGGUGAACAAUCUCGAAAUCAAGCCGUUGCGCUUUGAAACGCGCACAGGGACGUUUGUUAUUGUUCUCCGCGCAAAGGAGGAUACAUGGUUGGGGAAGCACCGGCAUCGGGGGAGUGUUACUGCUGUUGCGGUGAAGGGGGAGUAUGAUUGGAUCGCACGACCAGGAGACUAUGUAGUUGAAAAUCCGGGGACGAUUCACACGCUGCAUAUGGGGAAGGGUGCCGAGGUGGUGUUUACCAUCACCGGAAGCCUGGAGUAUUUCCAUAAAGGUGACAGUUUGAAGAACAUGAUAAACAUGUUUAGUUACGCGCACUUGUACUAUGGUUAUUGCAAAGAACGGAAUAUCAACCCGAACUACGGGCUGCGGUAUUAG